Messenger RNA from Metarhizium brunneum ARSEF 3297, 663 nucleotides. Lineage: Eukaryota; Fungi; Ascomycota; Sordariomycetes; Hypocreales; Clavicipitaceae. The record is from RefSeq and is a predicted model, not a curated record.
AUGCCCAAAUCAAAGCCCUCUCAGAGGGGCGCCAGUUCCCCCAUCGGCCAAUUACUCGGCAUCCUGGGCGUGCUAACCGCCCUCCUAGCAUCAAUGGUGUACCUCGCGGAGCGGAACCUGGACAAGUUCUACAUCUUUGACCUGGACGAGCUACACGACGUGUCCAAGAGGGGCCUUGCCGAGCAUGGCAACGACACGCGCGCCGUGGUCAAGUACAUCGUCGACGACCUGCACAAGACGCACGGCGCGCACAUCAACCUCCAGGAGGACUGGGUGUUUAACAACGCCGGCGGUGCCAUGGGCGCCAUGUACAUCAUCCACGCUAGAACGGCGAUUGGCACCGAGGGCCACACGGGGCGGCACACCGCAGACGACUACUUCCACAUCUUGACGGGCGAGGAGUGGGCGUACGUGCCGGGCGAGUAUGAGCCCGAGGUGUAUCCCCCCGGCAGCGUGCACCACUUGCGUCGCGGAGAGGUCAAGCAGUACCGGAUGCCGGACAAGUGCUUUGCGCUCGAGUACGCGCGGGGAUGGAUCCCGCCCAUGCUCUUUUUCGGCUUUGCGGACGGCUUGUUCAGCACCCUUGACUAUCCGACUUUGUGGAAGACGACGCAUUUGACGGCCAAGCAGAUGGUUGGGAACUUGCUCAGGGGCAAAUUCUAG